Nannospalax galili (Upper Galilee mountains blind mole rat) is the source of this 2007-nucleotide messenger RNA. RefSeq names its product SRY-box transcription factor 14 (gene Sox14). The coding region runs from base 470 to 1192 and encodes 240 amino acids. The record is from RefSeq and is a predicted model, not a curated record. The transcript has a single exon. Gene Ontology annotation, molecular function: DNA-binding transcription factor activity, RNA polymerase II-specific; RNA polymerase II cis-regulatory region sequence-specific DNA binding. Gene Ontology annotation, biological process: negative regulation of transcription by RNA polymerase II; positive regulation of transcription by RNA polymerase II; anatomical structure morphogenesis. Lineage: Eukaryota; Metazoa; Chordata; Mammalia; Rodentia; Spalacidae.
UCCCCGCAUUCUUAGCCAGGUGCAGUGCUAGGCGAGGCAGCUCCGGGAAAGCCAGGGGAGGGGGGAGCCAAGGCCAGAGGAGCCCAGGAAAGCCGAGGAGGCGAAGGUGAAGAGGGAGAGAAGGAGGAGCCUCCUGCCCUCGCCAGAAAAUUACCUAGCCACUUAAUCCCCGAGACUCUGGUACUUGGGCCCCAGUCUCCGGUGACCGCAGACUCCAGGCCGAACGCCGGUCUCUCCCUCCCACGCCCUUCCUGCCCUUCCGCCCCCCGGGGGGGCUGCCUGAGUUCUGAGACUGGCAUGAUCAGUUGAAAACUUUUCAGGGUCAGCUCUUCUCUCAGACUUCCCCUCAGGGGUGCCGAGGCGACGGGAGCGCAGUCCCGGCUCUGGACGGACAGACAGACCGCCAACCGCGCCCAGGCUCGCCCGCAGAGCCCCUGCUCUCCCCGCCCCCGCCCGCCCAGCCGGGACCAUGUCCAAACCGUCAGAUCACAUCAAGAGGCCCAUGAAUGCCUUCAUGGUAUGGUCCCGAGGCCAGCGGCGCAAGAUGGCCCAGGAAAACCCCAAGAUGCACAACUCGGAGAUCAGCAAACGCCUAGGCGCAGAAUGGAAGCUCCUGUCCGAGGCAGAGAAGCGGCCUUACAUCGACGAAGCCAAACGCCUUCGAGCCCAGCACAUGAAGGAGCACCCUGACUACAAGUACCGGCCACGGCGUAAGCCCAAGAACCUGCUCAAGAAGGACAGGUAUGUCUUCCCCCUGCCCUACCUGGGCGACACGGACCCGCUCAAGGCAGCCGGCCUGCCGGUGGGGGCCUCCGACGGCCUCCUGAGCGCGCCCGAGAAAGCCCGGGCCUUCUUGCCGCCGGCCUCGGCGCCUUACUCCCUGCUGGACCCUGCGCAGUUUAGCUCCAGUGCCAUCCAGAAGAUGGGUGAAGUGCCCCACACCUUGGCAACCAGCGCGCUGCCCUACGCGUCCACCCUGGGCUAUCAGAACGGCGCCUUCGGCAGCCUGAGCUGCCCCAGCCAGCACACGCACACGCAUCCAUCCCCCACCAACCCGGGCUACGUGGUGCCCUGUAACUGUACCGCCUGGUCUGCCUCCACCCUGCAGCCCCCUGUCGCCUACAUCCUCUUUCCAGGCAUGACCAAGACUGGCAUAGACCCUUAUUCGUCAGCCCACGCCACGGCCAUGUAACCCCCAGCUUGGCCCGGACCUGAAGGGUGGCCUGGAAGUGGAGGUCUGCACCCUGUCCUCUGAGCCUAGUCUGGCCUGCAGAUGUCUGGGGGUCAAUCCCGCCGCUGCUGGCCCUUCCCCACCCCAGACUCUGCCUCUCCCAGGGAGAAGGGAGGGGCCUCCCUCCUGGACCCAAAGCAUAGACGUGUGCCAGAAACUUGCAGACCUUAAAACAGCUGCACAGCUGCCCUUAUCCCGACUUUCCCAAAGCAAGUCUCUGAUGACUCUACCCCCUUUGGACAAAAAGUAGGCAGUUUUGCUUUGUUUACUCCCACCUCACUCUCCUCCGAUAGGCUUUGGACUCGGACCUCCCAGACCCUGGUACUAUAUCUAGAAUAUGCAUAUUUUUCUUUUCCCACUAAAAGAGUUAGCUGUGUCUCUGUGCUGUGCCAUCAGAUACAGCUAAUAUUUGCUCUUCAUGUGUGGAAGGGAAGGAUUAAAAGUUUAAAACUUCAGAAAGUGAGACGUUUCUAUUUCAAACCAUGCUGUGGUAGUGUUUGCUUCUUUAAAAAGAAAACAAAAAAGACCCACUUGGCGAUUUACUUUGUGUAAAGCAGUACUCCUAGAGACCUAAGUUUACUUUUAGACUGAAUGUCGGGUGAUGAAGUCAGGAAGUAGAGAGUGAACAAAAGCUUAAAAUAAUAAUUAAAAGAUACAUCCUAAAUGGUCAUAAAUGUUUUGACAAUGUCUUGGAAAUGUACCUUAGAAGGAUUUUACCUCGGUUCCUCUGUUCAUUUGUUGAACAAAGACGUUUUGAAUAAAGACAAUCUGUCAUU